This is a messenger RNA of Ectocarpus siliculosus, 945 nucleotides long. Lineage: Eukaryota; Phaeophyceae; Ectocarpales; Ectocarpaceae. The record is from the annotation of a GenBank genome assembly.
AUGCUCCACCGCGCAAUCUUCGGUUCGCUGGAGCGUUUCUUCGGCAUCCUGGUGGAGAACACCGCGGGCACCUUCCCCUUGUGGCUGGCACCGGAGCAGAUGCGGCUGCUGCCCGUCACCGACGUUGCCAGGGACUACUGCCUAGAGGUGCAGUCGAAGUUCAAGAAGGCCGGGCUCCGAGUGAAGGUGGACAGAGGGUCAGAGCGGUUAGCCAAGCAGAUCCGCACAGCAGAAAAGGAGCGCAUCCCGGUGAUGUCCGUUGUCGGCGAGAAGGAGGUCGCCGCGGGGACCCUUGCCGUUCGUUCAAGAGGGUUCGGCGACAUGGGGGACGUGCCCAUCGAUGAGCUGAUCGCCAGCAUGCUCGAGGCAGAUGCCGCCGCCAAGGAGCUGCACGAAUUCCUGGAGCCCAAGGCGAAGGAGGCGGCAGAAGCUGUGGACGUGUAAAAGUCUGACGGUGCCACUACGGCGGCACGGCAAUAAAACAGUCAGCCGUGUUGCGUGGCGCUUUGUACGGCAGAUCAAUAACAGAGCCGUGUCGUGUGAUGAAAACUGGAUCCACCUUGGCAUUUUCGUUGUAGGUUAUCUUCUUUGGGCGUGCAUGUGAGGUCUGUAGAAUUUUGGCGAUUUAUUUUUGUCCGCGAGGGGAAGACAUCUGGAGGGUGGUGAACGCUUCCUCCCGAAAUGACGUGUGUUGCUACAAUACACACGUGUGCUACGGAAUAUUAAUCUUCGCCGUGUUGGUGUUGUCGCCUGUCACAAGAGGACUGGUCGAACAGCAGGUUGUACUUGUAUGUGAUGAACUACUACUGUACGUGCCCGAACGAUUUCGCUUGUUGCUGAGCGGUGUUUCAUUGCUGGGGCUGACCGUGCCACUCAGUGUGAUCGAUGACGAACGUGGUGUCCGUAUCGGCAGAUGAAUAAAAAACGCGGCGUAAACUCGGCAAU